AGGUGGCGUUGCCUGGCUCGCUUGAGAGGAGUUGACCCAGCCCGUCAACAACUCCAUCGCCACGUCGUUGAUCGUAACAUCCUUCUUGCUUCCCGUGCUCUUAUUUUCGCCAGCUGCCAAAAUGGCCUUGCUGAAGUCGCUCGAUGCCUGCUUGCUGAGGCCAGUGCUUUUCCGAGGCGUUUGAGGAGGAGAGGAUAAUGGGGUCGUGGUGCUCCUCUCGGUACCAGGGCUGGUCCCUUGUGUUGCGACCCUGGCCCUUUUCCGUGGUGGCGUGCCGGGCAAGCUGGAAGAGAGAUCGAUGACCUCUUUCGGGUCAGGUUUGAUCUUCGGUUGCCCUUUCUUCAGCUGGAUACGAUGGCACUUUUCCUUCAAUUGCGCAACAAUAGACUUUUCUUGCGCUGCAUUGGCCUCCGCUUUCUCCAACUUGGUCUUCAGAUUCUUGGUCUCGUUGGCAUGCUUGAUCUUUUCUUUCUCGAGCUUGGCAACGUUCCCUUUCAACUUUUUCUCUGAAACCGUCAAAGCCUUGAUCUGCUUGUCCUUAUCCUUCGCUUCCGCCUGGAUGAUCUGAUGGGCCGCCGUCUUUUCCAACAGCUGCUGGCUGAUCGCUUCUUGAUCUGCUUCCAUUUCAGCGAUUCUUUCUUGAUGCUCUGCCGUCAAAUCUCCUGCGAUCAUAUCGCCGUACGCCUCUUUAUUCUCUUCCGCAUGUUCGAGUUCUUCCUGGAGAUCGCGGUUGCGUUCAAAGAGACCCAGAUCGUCGUGUAGUCGCUGCGAGACCGUCUUGAGCUCUGUUACGCAUGUCUUUAUAGUAUUAUCGGCUUGCUGCCCCUUCAUUUUUGUCAACAUCUUCUCCAGCUCCUUCUGUACAGUCUCAGCUUUAGGUUUGAAUUUCCUAGGCAAGCCAAAAUUGUCCUGCGCUGCCAUCGCCUCGGC
This is a messenger RNA of Filobasidium floriforme, 930 nucleotides long. RefSeq lists its product as uncharacterized. Lineage: Eukaryota; Fungi; Basidiomycota; Tremellomycetes; Filobasidiales; Filobasidiaceae. The coding region runs from base 299 to 568 and encodes 89 amino acids. The record is from RefSeq and is a predicted model, not a curated record. The transcript has 5 exons.